GUCACCUCCCGGUUGCUAUUCUAUUUCACCACGAUCUCAGUGCAGCCAGUAAACAAACUCGCGAAAAUGAAGCUCAGUAUCAUAUCCCUGACCGGCCUGGCCGUCCUGGUUGCCUCACAGGAUGCAACUUCAACAACCACCCCGUUGACACCCCAGCAAUCAUGCGCAACUAAGUGUGACCCUACCGACAUAUGCUGCAAUGCCGCAUGCUACCAAGUGCCAUGCCCCAACAACGCCAUGGCAAAUGACACCACCGCUUGCGCAGCUGCUUGUCCUCAGGGAAGCGGUACCGCUGAUGACACUGCGGCCUAUGCUAGCUGUCAGCAGUCCUGCUUCAGCUCUCUUUUCUUCACGGGAUCUGCUACCCUUCCCAAGGUCACUGGCUCUGGUACUCAGUUCGUUGCUGAUGUAUCUGCCACGGCUACCGAUAGUAGUCGUAUCAUCCUAAGUGGCACUGUCGACACCCAUGCUGGCAAUGCCCAGAGGACUGGCUCUUCUCAGAGCUCUGACAGCUCGGCCACUACUACUGCUAGCAGCAGCACUGAAUCCGGUGCUGCAAGCCAGAUUGGAGUCCAGCUCGGUGUUGCCGGCGUUCUCGGCGCAGCGAUGGCCGCUUUCUUCCUAUGA
Messenger RNA from Talaromyces stipitatus ATCC 10500, 627 nucleotides. RefSeq lists its product as uncharacterized. Lineage: Eukaryota; Fungi; Ascomycota; Eurotiomycetes; Eurotiales; Trichocomaceae. The transcript has 3 exons. The coding region runs from base 67 to 627 and encodes 186 amino acids. The record is from RefSeq and is a predicted model, not a curated record.